UACCAUUGACCAUGCCCUGCUGGACAUGCCCUUCCUUCCACUCCCUGGGGAGAUGCCCUCUGGCUUCCGAGAGCAGCUGGACCACCCAUUCUGAAGACACCAGCAGUCCUAGUUUUGGCCCUUCAUACACAGACCUGCAGGUCAUCAGUGCUGAGGAGCAGACGAGUGGCAAGGCUUCCGGGGCUGACUCAACUGACAAUUCCUUCUCACUCCAGGAAGAUGAAGAAGUAGAGAUGGAGGCCAUCAACUGGCAGGUGAGCAACCCAGACAUGAACGGGCAUCCUGCUAUUCCAGUGACCUCUGCCCGUUUCCCAAGCUGGGUAACUUUUGAAGACAAUGAAGUCAGCCGCCCUUUGCCACCAGUCACCUCUCCUCUGAAGCCGAAUACACCACCUAUUGCAUCUGUGAUCCCAGAUGUACAUAAUAACUCAACUGGGUCCUUUAAGAAGAGGGAACGUCCCAAGAGCACUUUGAUGAACUUCUCUAAAGUUCCGAAGCUAGACAUUUCCUCCUUGAACCGUCCACCUUCCAUAACUGAGGCUCCACCUUGGAGGGCAACCAAUCCUUUCUUGAAUGAGACUCUGCAGGAUGUGCAGCCCUCCCCUAUCAACCCUUUCAGUGCUUUCUUUGAGGAGCAGGAGAGGCGCCUCCAAAACAAUUCCGUUUCUAGCACACCAGGCAAACGCCAAAGAGAUUCCCUCAUUGUUGUCUACCAGGAUGCCAUCAGUUUUGAUGACUCAAGCAAAAACCAGUCACACUCCGAUGCUGUUGAAAAACUCAAGCAACUCCAAAUUGAUGAUCCUGAUAACUCGGGCAGUGCCAUGUUACCUGAUGAUGACCCAAUAGCCUGGAUUGAACUAGAUGAUCACAUGCCUGCUUCAGCACUGUCCCAGCCCAGGGAUGGAUGGCCAAUGAUGCUAAGGAUCCCUGAGAAAAAAAACAUCAUGUCCUCCAGGCACUGGGGGCCUAUCUACGUGAAACUUACAGAAUGUGGUUAUCUGCAGCUAUAUUACGAGCAGGGCCUAGAAAAACCAUUCCGUGAGUUCAAGCUGGAGGUUUGCCAUGAGAUUUCAGAACCUCGGCUCCAGAGCUAUGAUGAGAAUGGCAGGAUCCACAGCUUGCGAAUUGACCGUGUCGCCUAUAAGGAGAAGAAGAAAUACCAGCCUAAACCUGCCGUGGCCCACACAGCAGAGAGGGAACAGGUGAUUAAGCUGGGCACCACCAGUUACGAUGACUUCCUGAGCUUCAUCCGUGCAGUUCAGGACCGUCUCAUGGACCUGCCAGUGUCAUCAAUGGACUUGAGCACAGUUGGCUUGAACUAUCUUGAAGAGGAGAUUACAGUGGAUGUCAGAGACGAAUUCUCUGGCAUUGUGAGCAAAGGAGACAACCAGAUUCUCCAGCACCAUGUCAUGACACGGAUCCACGUUCUUAGUUUCCUCUCGGGGCUUGCAGAGUGCCGCUUGGGCCUCAAUGACGUCCUCGUCAAGGGGAACGAAAUAGUUUCCCGGCAGGACAUCAUGCCUACCACCACCACAAAGUGGAUAAAGCUCCAUGAGUGUCGUUUCCACGCAUGUGUGGAUGAGGGUGUAUUCAGCAACUCACGGAUUAUUCUGUUCAACCCUUUGGACGCAUGCCGAUUUGAGCUAAUGCGGUUCAGGACAGUGUUUGCUGAGAAGACCUUGCCUUUCACACUCAGGACAGCAGCAAGCAUCAGUGGGGCCGAGGUGGAGGUGCAGAGCUGGCUUAGGAUGUCAACUGGCUUUUCCUCUAACCGUGACCCUCUCACUCAGGUUCCCUGUGAGAAUGUGAUGGUACGUUACCCUGUGCCCAGUGAGUGGGUGAAAAAUUUCCGCAGGGAAAGUGUCCUAGGGGAAAAGUCUUUGAAAGCCAAAGUGAACCGCGGGGCAAGUUUUGGCUCCACCAGCGUGUCUGGCUCUGAGCCUGUCAUGAGAGUGACUCUGGGAACUGCCAAGUAUGAGCAUGCCUUCAACUCCAUUGUGUGGAGGAUAAACCGACUGCCUGAUAAAAACUCAGCUUCUGGUCACCCGCACUGUUUCUUCUGCCACCUUGAACUUGGCUCUGACCGGGAAGUACCUUCUAGAUUUGCCAAUCAUGUAAACGUGGAGUUUAGCACACCCACAACCUCUGCCUCCAAAGCGGCCGUAAGAUCCAUCUCCGUGGAAGACAAGACUGACGUCAGGAAGUGGGUCAAUUAUUCUGCACACUACAGCUACAAGGUGGAAAUUGAGCAAAAAAAGAGUUUGAAGCCAGACUUUGAAGGAGACGAGAUGGAAAAUCCCAGGGAGUGUGGGGUCCAGUGACAAAGCCCUGCUGCAGGGGACCCUGACCCAGGAGUAAUGGCAAGAUGUCUUCCUGCAUAGCUGAAGUUCAAGUCAGUACCUACAUGGCUGCUCCAUGUUGGGGACAGUGUAUCAGACCUCCCUGUUUGCAGGUGCUUGUAUCUUCACAGGAAACCCUGAGGUGGUUGCCUUGGAAAGGCUGAUUGGCUCUGAUCAAGCCUGAAGCUAGUGACUCACCUGACUUUUGGAGCUUAUUGUAUAUUUAAGCCUCCUUGUCUCGUCCCUGCUUAUCUCACAGCACUGGUGUGUGGCUCGUUGUGACUAGUAGAGUCAGGAGAAGAACUUUUUCCACAUCAGUGGUUGGCAUGAUUUCUUUCUGAUGUUCAUUGUCACUUACGUGAGUUUCUGGAAAACGCAGUCUUGAGAAGUUAAUUCACUAAGAAUCCACCUUUGUCACUCCCUCUAGAAAAGGUUCAGAAAAGAUGCAAAACAAAUUCCUCUUUUAGUCACCUAGUCCUUUUGUAGAUGUCUUCAUUCUUUAAAUGUAAACACUAUGCAACAGAAGUUUUCCAGACAUCUUCUCUCUUGGUUCUAGAUUGUCUAGAUUGAAACACGUUUGCCGUCUUUCUGAGGUUCAGUUCCAGGGUUUGCCACCCUGAGUCACGAUAGACAAUAGAAACAAAGGUUCAAUAGAGUACUUUUGCAGACGAGCAGCUGUUAAAGGGAAAGCAACAUUGAGCUUAUUUUUCUUCAUUCUGGGGAAAAGGGACAUUAAUUAUAAGAUUAUAUUCAGUUCAGUGAAUUUCCAAAUUCACACUGAAAAAUACAGGCCAUUUAUGAUUCCUGAAAAAAAUGAAUAUUUACGUAUUAUACCUCAGGCAUUUGGGGGGCUUUGGGGAGAUCUUUUUAUACCUCUUAGCCAAUAGACAGUUACGUGUCUCUUUAACUCCAACUUUACAGGAAAUUGAGGCAGAAAUGUUCAUUUCAAAAGUGGUUUUAAAAGUAAGUUUUAAUGAGCUUUCCUCCCAAAUUCAGAAUUUGAUAAUCACAGUGUUGUCAGAGAUCUAAAAGGUGGAAGACUCUAGGCUAGAAAUGGGGAAAAGCCGUAUUUUUAGUCCUGGGAACAUUGAACCCUGAUUGCAAGAGUCUGAGACACUAAAUCUGUUUUCCCUUCGUCUGUUCUGCUCACAGACUGUACCCUGCUGCUUUUUUGUACCUUGGUGUUUUCUCACCACACACGCACACACGAAGGAACUACAUAGGCCAUCUCAAAGGAGAUGCACAGCUAACAGUUUAGAGGCACCUUCUAUCUGCCUGCGCUGUAUAGAGUGAGGAGACAGAAAGCAUGCUUACCAAAUUUGUAGAUGACACAGAACUGGACAAGAUCCCCAGUUUGUUGGCUUACAAAUCUGGGAUUCAUUUAUUCGUGAGCAUGUAUUGAAUUUUAACUAUGCACUGGCUCUAGGAUAUACCGAUCACUACGCUUUUUUGAAAUAUCUGAACAUAGGACUGAAACUAAAAGAAUGAAAUAGAACAGGUAUGAAUGAGAAACCCUAUGUACUGGGUUUUUAAAAUGCAACCCUGUAAGUACACAGUGGAGUGUGUGUGUGUGUUUUAUGGUGUGUGUGUGUUGAUGGGAAGAGUAUUGGGAAGACUUGAUUUAACAGCUGUUUAUAUGUAGAAGUUUUUUUUAAAUGGAAGUGUGAGUUCACUUUUGAGUCAGGAGUAUAUUAUGGUAUUCAAAAAGCUAAUGCAUUCAACCACUGUUAACAGAAAUCCAGGGAGCCCUAGACUCUGCUUUGGUCCAUCCACAUCUGGGUUCGAUUUUGGGAAGCACAUUUUAAGAGAGACGUUAGUAAAUUGAAUGUGUCCAGAGGCAAGUGACUGGGUUGUGAAGAGUGUGACCCUACAGUGAACGGGAAUAAUUCUCCUGAAGAACAGAAGGUAUAGUGGGAAGGGACAAGGAGGGAAUCAUAUGAUAGCUGCCUCUAAAUUUCCAUUGAGCUAGAUAGAAGAAGAAUUAGAUUUAUUCUUUGUAGCUUCAAAGGGCAAAAAUAGAAUAAAGAGAGGACAUUUACAGAUGACAGAUGUUUGCUUCAAUAUAAGAAAGAAUUUUCUAAUGAUAAGGGUUGUUCUAAAGGGGAAUGCAUUCAAUUAGUAUAAUGUCCUGUUUCUGCAAAUGCAGAAAAAAAACAAAGAUUAAAAUGGCCGUCUAUCCUGGAUGCUAUGAAAGGGAUUUUUACAUACAAUCUGGGCUAAAUGACUAUACCAGGAUCCCUUCUACAUAUAGAUUUAGUCUGUAAAGUAACAGGAUUCUCUAACUCUAGUUGCCUUUUUCUCAAUAAGUGGUUUUCCAUUCUCUCUGAAAUACAGUGUGGUCCCCUAGAGGUUUUUGUCACAUGAGGACUCCAAGGCAUACCCCUCCCCAUUUUGUACUAAAGACACUGAAGAGUCCUCUGAGUGCAUUGAAGAGUUAGCAGGAUUUUGAAGAUUUCAGCACCUCCCUUCAUCCCCCAAACUUGGAACCUCUCAGAUUUCUGCCUCACCUGCUAGCAUUACAUAUAUAUUGCUUAUUUGAUCUUAAUUUUUUGUUUGGUUAAUCCCCAUUGCCUUAGUACUUCCACCUGGACUUUUUUUUUUUCUUUUUUUUUUAGACCAAGGGGUGGAAAAAU
Trichechus manatus latirostris (Florida manatee) is the source of this 4972-nucleotide messenger RNA. RefSeq names its product stonin 2 (gene STON2). The coding region runs from base 12 to 2321 and encodes 769 amino acids. Gene Ontology annotation, cellular component: synaptic vesicle; clathrin-coated vesicle. Gene Ontology annotation, molecular function: clathrin-cargo adaptor activity. Gene Ontology annotation, biological process: regulation of endocytosis; synaptic vesicle endocytosis. Lineage: Eukaryota; Metazoa; Chordata; Mammalia; Sirenia; Trichechidae. The record is from RefSeq and is a predicted model, not a curated record. The transcript is spliced from 4 exons.